CACUUAUUCAUUCCACGUAACAGCCUUGACAAGAAAUGCUGCUUUUCUGAGCAUAACGAAUUGUAGCCCAUAGAGUUAUCAGAAAUAGUAUUUGGAUAUUUUAAAAGAACAUGGGGCACAACUCUUUUUCAUUCAUUUUGUGUUUACUGCUCGUAUUAAAUGGUCUAUUUGAUGCUGUGACUGAUGUAGUGAAGUCAGUGUCAGUGAUGGAGGGAGAUUCUGUCACUCUAAAAACUGAUGUUACUGAACUACAGAGAGAGGAUCUGAUCAUGUGGAUGUUUAACGUUUACCAUUCAGACAUUUGCAUUGCUGAAAUCCACAACCUCAUCAUCUCUAUAUUUGAUAAAGAUGAGAAAUUCAGAAACAGACUCAAGAUGGACAGUCAAACUGGAUCUCUGACCAUCAGAAACAUCAGAUCUGAACACACUGGACUUUAUAAACUACAGGUCAGAGUCAGAGGAGGGGUCACUUACAGGAGUUUCACUGUUAGUGUUCAUGCUCAUCUACCGAUUCCUAUCAUCAAUAGUGAUUCUUCUAAAUGUCUUUCAUCAUCAAGUCAGAAUUGUUCACUGGUGUGUUCAUCAGUGUUGAAUGUGAGUGAUGUGACUCUCUCUUGGUAUAAAGGAAUGAGUGUAUUGUCCAGCAUCAGUGCGUCUAAUAUCAGCAUCAGUCUCUCUCUACCUCUGGAUGUGGAAUAUCAGGAUAAAAACACUUACAGCUGUGUGAUCAACAAUCCUGUCAGAAACCAGACCACACAUCUGGACAUCAGUCGACUCUGUCACACAUGUGAAGAAGCGCAUCAUUCAUUUAUCAUCAUAAUAUCAGUUUUUGUUGCUGUGAUUCUGGCUGGGGCUGUUGGUCUGAAAUGCUGCAACAAGGUCAUACAAGCUGGACACGAACACAAAGUUCAGACUGAUGAGGACGAGAUUCAUUAUGCAGAAACAACAUUUUGUGCACGAAGUGCUCACAUGAUGCCUGAUGGAGAAGAUCACACUGUGUCUUCAAGACUUGUUAUGAGUUGAUGUGUCCCAUACAGCUCAAAAAAUAAGAAUGUACAAUGCUGUACAAUGUAAGCAUGAUUGGUUUUGAAAAUAAAUCUUUUUUUAAUUUA
Pimephales promelas (fathead minnow) is the source of this 1111-nucleotide messenger RNA. RefSeq names its product CD48 antigen-like. The record is from RefSeq and is a predicted model, not a curated record. Lineage: Eukaryota; Metazoa; Chordata; Actinopteri; Cypriniformes; Leuciscidae.